AUGUCGUCUACCGAGACCAUGCGAGCUGGACCAUUCAAGGUCAAGGUCGAAGAUGUUCCUAUACCCACAAUCGAAUCUCCCAACGAUGUCAUCGUCAAGGUCACAACUGCAGCCAUCUGUGGUUCCGAUCUCCACAUGUAUGAAGGUCGCACUGGUGCACAAGCUGGCAUUACGUUUGGCCAUGAGAACAUGGGAGUUGUGGAAACAGUUGGAGAGGGUGUAACUCUCCUCUCCAAAGGUGAUCGUGUUGUUAUGCCUUUCAAUGUUGCGGAUGGACGCUGCACGAAUUGCUUCAAGGGCAAAACAGCAUUCUGUACAGGUGUUAAUCCUGGGUUUGCUGGUGGUGCUUAUGGUUAUGUGGCAAUGGGUCCAUAUCGAGGUGGUCAAGCACAAUACAUCCGGGUCCCCUUUGCCGAUUUCAAUGCGCUAAAGCUUCCUCCUGGUACUGAGAACGAAGCCGACUUUAUACUCCUAGCAGACAUCUUCCCCACUGGAUGGCAUGGUGUUUCCUUGAGCGGGUUCCAGCCUGGUGAGACUAUUGCUGUCUGGGGUGCGGGUCCAGUUGGUUUAAUGGCCGCUUACAGUUCGGUCCUGAGAGGAGCAAGCAAAGUCUUUGUUGUGGAUCGUGUACCUGAAAGACUGGCAGCGGCUGAGAAGAUAGGAGCAAUCCCCAUUGACUUUUCCAAGGGUUCAGCUGUGGAUCAGAUUUUGGAGAAGAAUGGCGGCAUGGUUGACAGAACUGUGGAUGCAGUUGGAUACCAAGCUGUUGACACUGGAGGCAAGACUGAGCAGCCAAACAUUGUCCUUGAGGACAUGAUCAAAGCUACCAGACCCUGUGGGGGUCUCGGUAUUCCAGGUCUUUAUGUCCCUACCGACCCAGGUGCUCCAGAUGAGAAUAGUGCAAAGGGUCGCAUCAGCUUGAGUUUUGGAAAGCUCUUCGAAAAGGGGCUCUCACUUGCCACUGGACAGUGCAACGUGAAGCAGUAUAACGUGCAAUUGCGGGAUCUCAUCAUCGCCGGCAAAGCAAAACCAUCAUUCGUUGUGAGCCACGAAAUUGGCAUUGAAGACGCCGAAGUUGCCUAUGAUAAGUUCGACAAGAGAAUAGAGGGAUACACCAAAGUUUUAAUCCAUCCCAAUGGGCCUUUGUGA
Molecule: messenger RNA, 1149 nt
Organism: Exophiala bonariae
Lineage: Eukaryota; Fungi; Ascomycota; Eurotiomycetes; Chaetothyriales; Herpotrichiellaceae
Exons: 7
Coding region: 1-1149 (382 amino acids)
Molecular function (GO): oxidoreductase activity; zinc ion binding
Source: RefSeq, a predicted model, not a curated record